CGUCGCCGACCUCAGUCAGUUAGUCAGUCGUCACCUCAGUAGUUCAGUCAGGCAGAACGAAUAAGAAGUGUGAGAGAAAAAGAGUGCGGAUAAAUCAAUUUUAUCGACAAGAUCGAAAGCUGGAAUUUUGCAGACAUUUGAAGCUAAGAGGUGUGAUUGAACGACCAUCUUCAGUAGGUGAUAAAAGAGAUCUAUUAUAUUUUUCUGAGAAAUGGCUUUGGUGGUGAUUUGCGGGCAGCCAUGCAGUGGAAAGUCAACAGCUGCAACAUGUCUAACAGAAGCUCUCAGAGACUCGGAAACUAACUUAGCUGUCCGGAUUAUCAAUGAAGCUUUCUUUCAUCUAGAUCGCAACCAAGGUUACGCCAAUAUGACUGCUGAAAAGAAUGUAAGAGGAGUGCUGAGGUCUGAAGUCGAUAGAUCUGUGUCUAAAGAAAAUAUUGUUAUAGUAGAUUCCUUAAAUAGCAUAAAAGGUUACCGAUACGAGUUAUGGUGUUUGGCACGUGCAGCAGGAGUUAGAUACUGUGUGUUAUAUUGUGAUGUGGAAGAAAGUGAUUGUCGAAAAUGGAAUGAAGAUCGCAAAGAAAAAGGUGAAGCAGCAUAUGACGAAGAUAUCUUUGAAGACCUAGUGAGAAGGUUUGAGAAACCAGAGAGUAGAAAUAGAUGGGAUUCUCCUUUGUUUGAGUUGCAGCCAUCUAAAGAUCGGAUAGAGAAAUCCUCUCCUGCCAUAUUGGAUGCUGUCUCAUACUUGACAAAAAAGAUAGACUCAAAAACAAGGGAUGUCAAAGUUUUGCAGCCAACAAUUGCCACGCAAAGCGGACGACCUUCAGAAGCGAAUUCCCUUUAUGAGUUGGAUCGCGCAACGCAAGAGGUAAUGAAUGCGAUUGUUGCAGCGCAAUCCCAGGCACUUGGAGGGCCUCUUAAUGGAAUUUCCAUUGAUCAGGGAUUACCAACCAUUAACAUUCAAAGUUUAGUUGGAUUACCUGAAUUACGUAGGCUCCGUAGGACUUUCAUAAAAUUGACGGGGCAAACUAGCUUAAGUGGUCCGCCCCCUCCUGCAGAUGCAGCAAGUGCAAAGAGGAUGUUUGUGGAUUAUUUGAACCGAGAACUGGGAGUUUGAUAUGCUAAUAGGAUAUGUUGUAAUGAUCCUUCAGGCCUCAGAAGACAUUCCAGAGGUUUAGUAGUGAGUUGGUUAUGUAUAUUUGCAUGAGCAGUUUUCACUUGGUGCUUUGGAGAUACCCAAAUUUUGUAAAAGUUGAUUAUACUCUGUUGCAAUACCACAUUUUCUUUCUCUGGA
Messenger RNA from Beta vulgaris subsp. vulgaris (sugar beet), 1294 nucleotides. RefSeq names its product protein KTI12 homolog. The record is from RefSeq and is a predicted model, not a curated record. The transcript is spliced from 3 exons. Bases 212 to 1117 code for a protein of 301 amino acids. NCBI's taxonomy places the organism in Eukaryota, Viridiplantae, Streptophyta, Magnoliopsida, Caryophyllales, Amaranthaceae.